CCUUCCUCCCUGCGUCCCUCCAGGCUUGGGUCUUUUUCCCAUCCAUCCACACCCUCUAUCAUCGUUUUACCUCGAACUUCUUUUUCUCUCCUCACCGUCCUUUGCUGUCACUCUUCACACUUCGCUCUUCCUGACCUUGUUGCCUCCUCAUUCCGUUCCCUUGACCUUUCCUGUCGACUCCGGCAUCGACUGUGGCUACCUCGUACUCUCUCGGUCUCGCGUCGCUCGCCUUUCCUUUCGACCUCUACCGUUUUCGCUCUAAUCGCUUCUUCAACCCGCCUCGUCCUCACUGCGCCGACUUCCAGGUCCCCAAAUACGACCCGCCCGAUCCUUUUCCCAUCUCUAACCGAUAUAUCUUACGGCCCCUUCGAACUCCCUCAGUCGUGGAGAGUGACUUGCACCAUAUCUCAUAAUCGUCCAUACACACACCAGCAGCUUUCAAUCGCUCGAUCAUUGCCGCGCAAUAUCCUACGCUAUUACACCUCGAUCUGAUUGCCGAACCACCUUCAUUGUUCUAAAUCUCCCUUAUCUGGUAACCUCAAGAUUCAAGAGACGGCUUUGUACAAUCAAAUCAUCUACGCCUCUGGUCUCGCACCAUCUGCACAUUUAGUACCUCCACCACAGUUUCAAGGUUUCUGCCAACAGCUGGCUGAACAUUUGGCAGGCAUUUCCUCUCUGGUCACGCCGUACGCCUUCUCUACUCCUACCGGCACCUGAAACUAGCUCCAUCACGACCUCGUCGCUACCUAGUCACGACUCGUCCUAAUUUUCUUAAUUCACCAGACCAAAGGGAAUCUCACACUCCUUGCUCGCAUUCAAUUCUCGCGUCGGCAGUGCACGGACUAUUUUUCUUCCUGAACUUUUUGAACUCCAGCUCGGACACUUCGGCUUGUCCUAGCCAUACACAGUUUCAGUCUUAUCAACUUACACAGUAUACGAUCCUUUGUAUAUUUCCUCUAGAGUACAAUGAGCAUCGACGCUGGCGGUGUUGCUCAAAUGACUUACCAGUCCCCAUUCAACAACUCGAUCGGCGUUUCUGGCCCCGGUUUUGCUUCUCGCGGCAAAGGUUCCCAUAUCAAGCGUCUCAGCGUUGCACCACCCUCCAAGAUCUCGACCAUCGAUGAGACUCAGCAGGCGAACACUGUUUCCACACCCCGCACUAGCCGGGGUCACCUUCUGGCAGGUCUACGCACGGCUCCCAAAUCUGCUACGGUCCCUCCUGCCACCCAUGGCAUAGGACUGGAAAGUAGCAAGUACGCCUCUGCGGCGUACGCCAACCAGGUGCCGCAGACAGCCACUGGCGUGUACUUUCCAGGAGGCAGGAACGCGGUGCAAAGCAACCUACAACAGCCCUACUCGCGUCCUGAGCAUGUUCUUGCCCCUCCAUCUCUUGACUUCGUUGACGGAGCGGAGAAUAUGGAUCAGAAUUUGUACGAUGAACUGGUAGCCACCAAUAAUUACCUUGCUCAGCAGCAACGAGCUCUCCAACAGCAGUUGUUGAAUGUCACAGCUGCAGCGCAUCAGCUAUCUGGACUCAACCUAAACACCGGCUUCGUGAACAACAUCGGCCAGCAGCAGUACCAGUCUCCCAUCAGCUCCCCAAUGGGUCUGUACAAUCAACAAUUCCAGCAGGGUUUGCAACCCGUGGUUCAUCCAGUCCCAGGUAGCCCAGGUGUUUUCACUGUCUACAAUCCGAUGACUGGCCAGUCGAGCUAUCUCGUCGACAAUUCGUAUCACCAGCAGCAGCAGCAGCAGCAGAAAGAGGUUUCUCCUGUCCGUCAGAACAAUUCUGUUUCCCCACCCCCCGCCACGCCUGCCUACCAGCGCCAGUAUCCUGAGCCAUCUUUUCCUGUGACCGAGGUUCGUUCAAAGACGCCUCCGAAAUCCACGCCAUCUCCGCCGCAGGAGGUUGAGCCUCUUCCGCCUCCAUCUGCCAACGCGUUCCGACGGGGCCACCGGAAGAACAUGUCGUCUGCCAAUAUCAAGACUGCAGGCGACUGGACAAAGGGCUCUGCAGCCAGACCGGCGGGAUUCCCACAGACUCCAAUGACGGCCACUUUUGGCCCCGGCCACGGAAGAGCCGGAGAACAUCCUGUGAGACAACCAAAGGGCCCACCCCUUCUGCAAGAGCUCGAGGAGAAACCUACCUCCAAGCAUGAGGGGAGCAAGAACUUUGCUACUCGACAACGCCGUCGAGCCGUUCAUGACCUUGUUCGUGCGGGCCGUGAGCGUCGCAGUGACGGCGGUCGUCAACCCGGUUCUGGAGCCGGAACACCUGGCAGCGAGAACGAGUUCAACUUUUCCGUGUCUUCUGAUGAUUCGGUUCUUGCUGGGAGCAGCAGCCUCUCGAGCAAGCCGAGCCUCGGUAGUCUCCGGGCUGCUGCCAGCGGGGCGAUUGGGUCGGAGAUCAAGGAGAAGUCUCGUGAGCGGUCCUCGGUUGACAGCGUUGGAGCGAUUAGUGCUAAGAGCUUGAGUAGCGAUGAGGGCAACUCUGUUGGAGGACCUAUUGUCGAGAUUGAGCCGCCCAGACGCAACACACCGUUGAUGGUUCUUAGUAGCGCUGAGAAACGCAAGAGCGUCGUCAUGUGAAGCGGAAAGGCGCAGUAAGGGCGGUGCCCUAUUACCACACCAUUGGAGUUCUCUUGGAAGACUCAGCCACUCGUUUCAUCACGACUUUGAUGACUUGUUACUCCGAGAUUGAUUGGCAUGAAUAUUACUUUACACUCGAUCCCCCUAAAGGAAAAGCUUCGGCAACCUCGAUUGGAACGCUAGGAAUAUCCUUUAAUGAAUGGUUUACCAUCGAAUAGUCCCUUUUUUCUUGACUCUGGCUAAUUUUGAGAGUCCUCGGACUGUCUUGUUAAGGCUGGAUACACUCUUUUAUUGCAUGACUCGAGCGAGCACCGUCUUGGGAGGACUUGAUGGGGAGGCAGAGAUGCCUCGCAGAGAGUCUUUCAUGUCUCGUGCAGCUCAGUUUGUUAUUCUGGCAGAUUUGGUGGCGUGCUUUGUUGGCAUUGAAACGGUUGUGUCUGAGUGUCGUGCCCUGGUGAAGAGAUUGACGGAUGGAUGGAUGGAUGGAUGGAUGGAUGCAU
This is a messenger RNA of Cladophialophora immunda, 3089 nucleotides long. RefSeq lists its product as uncharacterized. NCBI's taxonomy places the organism in Eukaryota, Fungi, Ascomycota, Eurotiomycetes, Chaetothyriales, Herpotrichiellaceae. The coding region runs from base 967 to 2589 and encodes 540 amino acids. The transcript is spliced from 2 exons. The record is from RefSeq and is a predicted model, not a curated record.